Molecule: messenger RNA, 2073 nt
Organism: Pyrus x bretschneideri (Chinese white pear)
Lineage: Eukaryota; Viridiplantae; Streptophyta; Magnoliopsida; Rosales; Rosaceae
Product: pentatricopeptide repeat-containing protein At1g77360, mitochondrial-like
Exons: 1
Coding region: 235-1842 (535 amino acids)
Molecular function (GO): protein binding
Source: RefSeq, a predicted model, not a curated record
AAAAAUCAAAACAAAAUACCAAAAUGAAAUACACAGGUAAAAUUGAUUCUUGCGCACAUGAGAAUCCGAUUUAAGGAGCUUUUCCCCUUCUCUUCUUCCCGUCGAUUUUCUGAUCCGAAGGGACACCGUCCUCCGCUCCACCACCGCCCACCGGUGUCUGUUUUCAGAUGCCAAUCUAGGGUUCUCGAAGCUCCGUAAAAUCCUCUCCUUUGAGUUCAUCUUACAAAUAUUCAUAUGACCAGAACCAGCAAAAAACGACGCCAUGGCUACCCACAUCCCAACAAUCCCUCUUCUGCCAACCCAAUUCGCCAUAAACCCCAACCCGCCAAGAAGCUGCAUUCUUCCUCCAACCCAACUCACAGAAUCCCCAAUUCCCCAACCCCAAUUCACAAAACGCUCAAUUCUUCAGCCGUAGCUCUGUUGCCGGCGAACCCACGUACCCAAACCCCAGUAGCAAAGCACCCAACCUUCGCCUCGUACCUCGACACUCCGAAUCUGCCUCCGAAAAUCGGACUUCUCUGCGAAAUAUUGGCCAAAACCCACACCCCUUCUGUUGAGGAACGGUUGGAGGAGACCGGUGUUAGAGUGACCCAAGAAGAUGUUGAAGAGGUGCUCAAACUGUCCUACGGGUUCCCGGGCCCGUCAGUGAAGUUUUUCCGGUGGGCCGGUCGCCAGCUCAAUGACUUUCACAGCCCCUAUGCUUGGAACUUGGUUGUUGAUCUUUUGGGCAAGAAUUGCUUCUUUGAUGCAAUGUGGGAUGCCAUCAGUGCCAUGGCGAAAGAAAGGUUACUCUCUUUGGCCACUUUUGCUUCUGUUUUUAGUAGCUAUGUAGUUGCCAAUCGUGUCAAAGAGGCUAUUUCGACUUUUGAGUGUAUGAGCCAAUAUGGUUGUCCUAGGGACAUUGUGGCCUUGAAUUCUCUUCUGAGUGCAAUUUGCAGAGAUGGCAAGACCGCUGAUGCCGUUGAGUUUUUGCGUGUUGCCAAGGUUGAGAUUAGGCCGGACCCUGACACCUAUGCCAUUUUGUUGGAGGGUUUCGAAAAUGAAGGCAAUGUGGAUUGUGCUAGGCAGGUCUUUUCUGAGAUGGUGAUUGAAAUUGGUUGGGACCCCAACAAUGUUCCAGCUUAUGAUUCAUUCUUGAAUACUUUGCUUAAGGGACCUGACGGGAUCCGUGAGGCAGUGAAGGUCUUUGAGACCUUAAAAAAUAGGAGGUGUUAUCCGGGGAUCAGUUUUUUCAGGCUUGCACUGGAUGAGUGUGUCAAGAAGUGCGAUUCUAGGGGAGCAGACACUCUCUGGCAGGCAAUGGUAGGGAGAAUUGGAUGCCAACCUGAUACGAGUAUGUAUAAUUUGGUGAUUUCUUUACAUUGUCGUGAUGGCAAUGUUGAUUUAGCACGAAGGAUGUUCGAUGAGAUGGUGUACAAGGGGGCAUUCCCGAAUGCACAAACAUAUAACAUGGUUUUUAGGCUUUUAAUCAAGGAUAGGAAGUUAAAGGAGGCUUCGGCAUUGUUUACAGAGAUGGUUAAAAAUGAGUGUGUUCCAGAGCUUGCUAAUUGUGACAUAGCAGUAAGGAUUUUCCUGGAUUUUGGGGACCCUUACUUUGCUAUAAAAGUUUGGAAGUGCAUGAUAGAGAAUUACGAUUCUGGCUUGGAGGAUACAGGGAAUUUGUUGGUUGUAGGGCUCCGCGAUUUGAAUAGGAUCCCAGAAGCCGUUAAGUACGCGGAGGAUAUGAUUGCAAGAGGAAUGAAGUUGGACUUUUCGACAUUGUCAAAACUGAAACAGGACCUCUUACGAGCAAGGAAGGAAUACGUGUACGAUGAGCUUUUGAGAAAGUGGAAAGCUCGAUAGGUAGGUUCGAAAUACUUGGAAUCAUAAAUGUUUGCUACAUAGUUGCACUAUUUUUCCUAUGCCAUCUAUAUGCUGUAUCAACUGAUAGAUGUAAUUUCGGAUAGCCAUUUUUUAUAACGAAGAUGUUUGUUCUUUUCUUGUAAGUCUAAUUAUCAGUUUAGCCAGCUAUUUAGACUUCUACUUCAGAUGUAAUGGCAUUGUUGGUUAUAUAAUUUGAUGAAAAUUUAUCCA